GACGCCGACGGUGACGCCGACGCUGGACGGUGACGCUGACGCCGGGCCGGGGGGCAGGUGUUGGGCAGCGAUGGGCGGCGGGAUCUGGUGAAUCUAAAGAAGAGCUGGCACCCACAGACCUUGAAAAAUGUUGAACGAGUGUGGAAGGCAGAGCAGAAAACAUGAAGCGGAAAAGAAAAAGAUUGAGGAGCUUCAGCGGGAGCUCCGCGAGGAGCGAGCCCGAGAAGAGAUGCAACGCCAUGCGGAGGAUAGCGGGGCCAUGAAAAAGAAAUCGGACCGUCUCGACUGGAUGUACCAAGGCCCCUGUGCUAUGGUGAACAAGGAGGACUACUUGCUGGGUAGACCCAUCGACAAGUACGCUACCGACAAGAUGGUGGACGAGGAGUCUGGCCCUUCUUCAGACACUGGGCUACUUCCUGGCUCCAUCUUCACAGCCACAGGGGCGAACUCUGCCUUGGAUAUGGCUUCCAAAAUCCGGGAGGAUCCACUGUUUACAAUCAGGAAGCGUGAGGAAGAGAAAAAGAGAGAGACUUUAACUAAUCCCAUGAAAAUGAAGAUGAUCAGAGAAAUGCUAAAAAAGAACCUGGAUAAACAGAAAAGAAGAAAAAGAAGGAGAAGAAGAAGCAAGCACAAGAAACAUCGGCACUCCAGUUCCAGUGAUAAUGGGCAUGCACAAAGCAAAGUACAGUAUAUUAGCUGA
Molecule: messenger RNA, 700 nt
Organism: Amblyraja radiata (thorny skate)
Lineage: Eukaryota; Metazoa; Chordata; Chondrichthyes; Rajiformes; Rajidae
Gene: cwc25
Product: CWC25 spliceosome associated protein
Exons: 5
Coding region: 128-700 (190 amino acids)
Biological process (GO): mRNA splicing, via spliceosome
Cellular component (GO): U2-type spliceosomal complex
Source: RefSeq, a predicted model, not a curated record